This is a messenger RNA of Dentiscutata erythropus, 681 nucleotides long. Lineage: Eukaryota; Fungi; Glomeromycota; Glomeromycetes; Diversisporales; Gigasporaceae. The record is from the annotation of a GenBank genome assembly.
AUGCGUACAAGUAAACCUAUUUCUAAUAUAUUAGAAGAAUCAGAAAGAAAAGAUAGCGAACUUGUUCAUUAUUCCAGAAAGGAAAAGGCCAAAGAAGAAAAGGGGGAAGAAAAAAUCAAUAGCCUAGAAAAAAUUAUAUCUAAGAUGCAAAAAGAGCUAGAAAAAAAAGAUAAAGAGUUCACUCGUUAUUCUGAAAGAGUAGAUCAGCACGAAGAAAAAAUUGAUAAUAUAAAAAAAACUAUUUCUAAUAUGCGAGAUGAGCAAGAAACGAAAGAUAAUAAUUUGGUUGGUUAUCAAAUGAAAUUAGUUCAAGUGGAAUCUCAGCUAAGCGAAACUAAAAAGAAACUUGAAAGAGAAAAAAAGAUUAGAGAAAUAUUAAAUAGUUUUUAUGAUGAACUAAUUCAAACUUGUGUUGAAAAGGCACUCUUAAAAAAAGAAAUAGAAAUAUUAGAGAAAGAAUCGAAAGAACUUGAACAUAAGCAGGACAAAGAUGAUGACAGAAUUAAAAUUUUAUCUGAUGUUGAACAAUUAAAGAAUCUUUUAAAUGGUAAACAAUCAAAAGAAAAAUUGAUCAGAGACAAAAUAGAUUUGGUACAAAUAGAUACUGAUGAAGUAUCGAAUGAAUUUUAUGAAAUUCAAAAUGAAAAGUCAAGAUUACUUACUAACUCUUUCUAUACCUAG